Closterium sp. Naga37s-1 is the source of this 2529-nucleotide messenger RNA. Lineage: Eukaryota; Viridiplantae; Streptophyta; Zygnematophyceae; Desmidiales; Closteriaceae. The record is from the annotation of a GenBank genome assembly.
AUGGUGACGGUGAUAUCGUUUCCCCCGCUACUACAAAACAGCCGCAGCAGGCGGCGUCCGCCUCGAAUCGCGUCUCCAACUGUCGUAACUCCUAGUCCGCGAGGAGCCGGCGCCUCAGUUGCUGCUACUAACGCGUUCGCCGCGCAUCGUCUCCCAAGCCCUGCUGCUCCGCUGCCCGCCCCUAAGGCCGCCACGUCAUCAGCUACCGCCACGUCAGCAGGUCCUGUCCAGGUAGGCGCUGACGCCCCGAGCCCGCGCGGAGUGGCGGCGGGCGGAAGCUUCCAGAGUCCGCGCGGGCGGAAGAAGCCGUCCGCCGCGCAGCCGUUGCGCACCCCCAGCGCAUUGGCGCGCCUCCCCCUCCCUGCAUCUUCCGCCGCCGCGUCCUUCGCCGCAUCCGCCCCUUCCGCUGCUUCUGCCGCUUCCGCCUCUUCCGCCUCUUCCGCCUCCUCCGCGUCCUCUAUCCCCGUCGGCGCAUCCUCCAUCUCCCCCUCCACCCGUUCUGCCUCCCCCUCCGCUGCUUCCGCCUCCCCCGCCUCGCAUUCCCCCGGCGCCAGCCAACCCGCGGAGAACUCCAGAAAUGCUUCUCCGAAAACCGCCGGCGCUGCUCCGCCCGCGCAGGUGGCGCAGGUCGGUUCCGCCGCUGCCUCUCCCGCCGCUACGCCCUCCGCUGUCGGCGCUGGCGGCGUCCCCAGCGCCUCCGGCGCUCCGUUCGCUGCGGGAAUUGCGGCAGCGGCGGUGCCCCUUCCACUGCCAGCGAGCGGCGAAAUCGCCGCGCGCGCAGCUGCCGCGUCCAGCGCGCAACCCGCGAGCCCGGCAGGUGGCGCGGGCGCAGGGGGGGCGGGGGGCGUGGGGGGCGCGGGGGGCGCGGGGGACGCGCGAGCUGUGAUUCCGCCUUCCCCCAGCGCCGCCCCCUUGGGGGCGAGUGAGCGGGGAGUAGGGGGAGGAGGGGAGAGAAAUUUGGGGUCUUUAGUGCAGCAGAUGGCAGGAGGGUUUGCGGAAGAGGGUAGAAUCGGCGAGGGCGGGUUCGGCGUGGUGUACAAGGGGAAUUUACCCACGAAAAGCGGGCGCAAGAUUCCCGUGGCGGUGAAAGUGCUGAAUGCGGAGGGGCAGCAGGGCGAGCGCGAGUGGUUGACUGAAGUGAGCGUGUUGGCCCAUCUCUCCCACCCCAACCUCGUCUCCCUCGUGGGUUACUGCGCGCACCACCACCACCGCAUGCUCGUCUACCCCUACCUGCCCAACGGCUCCCUCGAGCGAAAACUUUUCGGGCUGCCCGCAAAGGAAACGCCGCUGACGUGGCAGCAGCGGAUUGGCAUUGCGGUCGGGGCGGCCAAGGGCCUGGCGUAUCUGCACGAGGAGAUGGAGAAACUGAUCAUCUACCGUGAUUUCAAAACGUCCAACAUCCUUUUAACCAAGGACUGGCAGGCGAAGCUCUCUGACUUUGGGCUCGCAAGAAGCGGGCCCGAGGGGGACAACACACACGUGUCCACUCGGGUGGUGGGCACGGUGGGCUAUGCCGCCCCGGAAUACGUGCUGACGGGGCAUCUGACGGUGAAGAGUGAUGUGUACAGCUUCGGAGUGGUGCUUCUGGAGCUGAUGACUGGUCGGCUGGCACUAGACAAGUCAAGCUUUGGAGUGGUGCUGCUGGAGCUCAUGACAGGGCGGCUGGCUCUAGACAAGUCAAGCUCUACCGCAUCAUGGACCCGGCCCUGUCCAUCCUUCCACCCUCCUCCCUUCCCAUCGCUGAACCCACCACAGACCCAACGAGGAACAAUCCCUGGCAGAAUGGGCGGCCCCCUUCCUCGCUUCGCCCUCCCAGCUCUACCGAAUCAUGCCCAAGGAGGAACAGUCACUAGCAGUGUGGGCACCCCCCCCUCCAAGCUCUACCGAAUUUUGGACCCUGCUCUCUCGGGCUGCUACAGCGUGGAGGGCGCUCAGACGGCGGCGGCUGUAGCACCGAAAGAGGAGCAGUCACUGGCAGAGUGGGCGGCUCCCUUUCUCGCCUCCCCCUCCAAGCUCUACCGAAUCAUGGACCCUGCUCUCUCGGGCCGCUACAGCGUGAAGGGCGCUCAGACGGCGGCGGCUGUAGCAAGAGACUGCCUCACCCGCAAGGCCAAGCAGCGGCCGCGCAUGUCCGAGGUGGUAACCGCGUUACAGCCGGUGCUGGAGCUCUUUGAUAUGGCGGGGUUUGAUUCCUCCGGUGCUGGUGUGGGCGGCGGGCUAGGAGGAGGGGCAGGAGGGGGAGGAGGGGGAGGAGGGGGAGUAGGGGGAGUAGGAGGUAUAGGGGGAGGGAGUGGAGCAGGGGGGGCAUUGCUGACAAGGUCUUCUAGUGAGAAUAACACGAGUACGACCAAGGGAGGGAGUGCAAGCGGUGUAGGAGCAGGAGGGGGGUUGGGUAGUGGGAGGAGGUGGCAGAAGGUAGGGGCUGGUCAGGGCUCGCUAGCUCAGAAGCAAUUGUCGCUUAGGGAGGAGAGGAGGCAACUGUCUAUAAGGGAGGAGACACAGCAGGACAGGACUGUUGAGGAUGGUUGA